GGAGAAGGUGUUGGAGGGUGGCGUCCGUCCUAUAGCCGGAUUUCUGACCUUCGAGGCACUCUCUGGGGCAGGCAUAGGUACCGUCCGUGUCCCUGGGCUUUUUCUACCCUUCGACGCUCGUCUCGGGGCACCGGGCGGUCCUGUCCUUCGAGGUGAGUGUCUUAUUCUAUCUCCGCUCGUCUUCUAAUCCUUUGUUAUUUUUUGCAGGUCCUCCGCCAGACAGAGAUCAAAUGAACCACGCCGAGUGCCUGAAGACCAGGAAGGCCAAAGCGGCCGCUGCUAAAGCUGCGAUGGAGAAGGCCAAGAAUGCCCCCGCCUCGGCGUCCAACUCCUCGGUUUCUGACGCUGCCCGGCGAACCGCCGAGGGUGAGCAGCAUCUGAUUGCCACUAUGCUGGCUCAGGGUUCCGGGGCCCCUGCUCUUGAAGCCGCCCCUCCACCGCCGGUCGUCCCGUUGAAGGCGGCUCCUCAAAAGGGGACGGAGAAGGUCCCCGAAAAGAAACAAAAGAGGGGCCGCGAGGCUGUCUCCGCCGGGCCCCUGCUUGAAGACGCCGGCUCCUUGCCGUUGAGCCGCCCGGCGGAAGAGCUUUGGAGGGAAAUGGCCCUCAAGGCUGGCCUAGAGCUGCCCAGCCGUUCGUCUUCGGAGGCGACAAGUGCUGCCCUGGCAGCCGCUCUUCAGUCUGGGCUUCUAGUCCUUCAGGCUGAAGCUGCCAGGGAGGCCGAUCUGAAGGAGGCCAAAGCUAAAGCCGAUGCGGCCAUCGCUGCGGCUCGAGAGGCCGCUCGCCGAGCUGAAGCAGAGGCUACGGCUAAGGGGAAGGAGAUCGCCGCCCUGCGGGCAGAAUCCCGCCAGCAGCUAGUCAGCCUUGAGAAAGCUGGCUUCAAGCUUGUCCCGGUGCACCCUGUCGCGAAGGAUGCGAGUCCGGAGUGGCUGGUUGAUACCUCCGGCUACCGGAACACUGGGGAGUUCAUGGACUCUGCCAAAGAUUAUUGUGCCGGAGUCUUCGCCGACUUGUUUGCCGCGGCUCUGGAGAAGAUACCGCCCCGCCAGCGUCUGGCCCGCGGCGUCCGGCUGCUUGAGGGUUCUCCUCUGUCCCGCAAGUUCCUGUACGAGGUCGGUGACAGCACCUUCUCAGCCGGGUAUAACGAAGGGGUUAAGGCCACCCUCCCCAUCUUUUCGAGGCUGCAAGGGGCCGACUUCGAGCUGGCAGCGAAUACAGACGACGAUCUGCUGCUCCAGGCUCUAGGGAAACUGGCGAGGGACCAGCGGCGGGAGGAAGCCAAGGCUAGAGGGGAAAUUCCGGAACCCCCGUCCCCCGAGCCCGAGGAAGAGGAGGAGGAGCUGAACCAGGGUGGCAGCCGACCGGAAUCACCUUUCUUUGUAUAAUGUAAUUUGUACUUUUCCAUUCUAACUUUUGUAAUGUCCGGCCGUCAGAGCCGAAGAAUACAGACGCCCUUUUGCCCAUAGUUGUUCCAUGUUCAUGAUUUCUACUUGUUAUUUUCCUUCCCUUUGUCCUCCGUUGUAUGGAACUCCCUUCGGCGGUCAGAGUUCGAGAGGACGUUCGUAUCCGUCCUCUACUUGCUUCCAGGCAAAAGCGUCCCGAAGUCAAUCCUCCGUACGUAUUCAACGCGUUCCGUCAAUGGAGCGACGUUCGUCGGCGGUUUAUGGUGCAUGCUCGAAGUGUAAGCAUAGGAACGUAUUCCUCAGCACCAGCACUUGAUAACGAUGUCCGCCCGUUGUCGCGUGAUAUGAACAUUCAAACCACGCGCGGGACGUUCGUCUGUUCUGCGUGCUCAUCUGACACGAAGUGUGGAAAGGCGACGUUCAUCCUUUGUGCACAAUCAAUGGACGUGACUUUCACUUCAUCCUUUUGUGCCCAUCGUUUGUAGUAUAAGGAAUCCCUUCGGCACCUCGACACAUCCUCACCGCCUACGCGGUCUCUGGUCAGUGUGAAGACGUUCGUCGGUAAUUGCCUUGCCAGCACACGAUUCACGUAUGGACUUAUGGGCGUACUUCCUUGAAACAGCGCUUGGUGACGACGUCCGUCCAUGUUUGCGUGACAUGAGAAACCAGUGUACUGGAAGAGGGACGUCGCCAGCUGAUGUGUGUGCCCUCGAUCACCGCCGACGCUAGGGUCAGCUGGGGGGCUAAGGAAGCAAGGGAAAUCAACUGUCUACAGAUUCCUCCUCAAGGGACGUUCGUGGCACGGACCCGGAUGUCUUUGUGUGGGUUAUGCGGCGACAAAAUCGAGACGCCUUAAAUACCGUGGUAGGUACCGGUAUCCAGGCGCCACGUGUCCUGCUUCGGUUGGGGCAAUCCCGCGGUGUUGCCUAUAAAUAC
Messenger RNA from Cuscuta epithymum, 2336 nucleotides. NCBI's taxonomy places the organism in Eukaryota, Viridiplantae, Streptophyta, Magnoliopsida, Solanales, Convolvulaceae. The record is from the annotation of a GenBank genome assembly.